Molecule: messenger RNA, 2134 nt
Organism: Epinephelus moara (kelp grouper)
Lineage: Eukaryota; Metazoa; Chordata; Actinopteri; Perciformes; Serranidae
Gene: sugct
Product: succinyl-CoA:glutarate-CoA transferase
Exons: 14
Coding region: 31-1413 (460 amino acids)
Molecular function (GO): catalytic activity
Source: RefSeq, a predicted model, not a curated record
CCUGUUGCAGUGAUUGUAGCCUGACGCUUCAUGCUAACAGGUGGGAAUAUGUCUGCUUCUCUCAGAGGGUUGAAACGCCGUUUUUCGGCUCUCUGCCCGGUGGGUUUUACUUCACAGCUUCGGAGGAAUCCGCCGGUGAGAUGUGCGGAGGGAGGUCGGCGGCUGUCAGACACACAAACAGCAGGAGGAAACCUUCGACCACUGGAGGGUGUCACAGUGUUAGACCUGACAAGAGUUCUGGCUGGUCCCUUUGCCACUAUGAUCCUGGGAGAUCUGGGAGCUGAGGUGAUCAAAGUGGAGCGACCAGGUGCAGGUGAUGACACCAGAGCCUGGGGUCCUCCAUUUGUAGGAGCAGAGAGCACCUAUUUCCUAAGCGUGAACCGAAACAAAAAAAGUAUUUCUGUGGACCUGAAGCAUCCCAGAGGUGCGGCCGUCAUCCAGGAGCUUGCAGGAGUGUGUGAUGUGCUGGUAGAAAACUACCUACCAGGGAAACUACAUCAGAUGGGUUUAGGAUACGAGCAGCUGAGCAGAGUGAACCCUCAACUCAUCUACUGCUCCAUAUCAGGUUAUGGACAGACUGGUCCUCGGUCUCAGAGUCCAGGCUACGACUCCAUUGCCUCUGCUGUGUCGGGGAUGAUGCACAUCACUGGGCCGGAGGAUGGUGAGCCAGUGCGUCCAGGCGUUGCCAUGACGGACCUGGCAACGGGACUGUAUGCACACGGAGCCAUCAUGGCCGCCCUGCUGCAACGACAGAAGACUGGGCGGGGAGUUCACAUCGACUGUAACCUGCUGUCUUCACAGGUUUCCUGUCUCAGCCAUAUUGCUGCUAACUAUCUGAACGCAGGGAAGGAGGCGAGGCGCUGGGGGACCGCCCACGAGAGCAUCGUACCUUAUCAGGGCUUCAAAACCAAAGACGGACACAUUGUGAUGGCUGCAGGCAACAACAAACAGUUUGUCAAAGUCUGUCAGGUUCUGCAGCUGAUGGAGCUCACAGACGAACCAAAGUACAAAACCAACAAGCUGAGAGUCCAAAACCGCCAACAGUUGCUGCACACACUCUCACAGAGGUUUCUGCAGGAGAAGACAGCUGAUUGGCUGAAGAGGUUUGAGGGCUCAGGUGUUCCUGUUGGGCCAAUCAACAGCAUUCAGGACGUGUUUUCUGAUUCACAGAGCCGCAUCUGCCUGGAGCAUCACCUGGCUGUGGUGCAUCCCAUGGUCUUCCUUCAGGUAACUCAAGUUAAAACCUCUCCAUUACAGAUUAGGGUGCUACAUGGUCAACUAGCUGCUGGUGCUGCUGUACUGCUUUGUACCCAUCUUACACUGUCAGAAAUGCAAUCAACAUACCUGGUCAUAUCAGAAUACCUGUUAUUCCUGGUGACGGAGACCGAGUCCGCAAGUCCCGGAACAACAUGAAAAGAAAGGCCAGUGAUUAUUCUGGUGUUCAAUGGCACCAUCCAGUUCCUCCAAGUCUUCAUGCUGGGUCCAUCACUGUGUCCAUCAGUGCAGGUCGCUCUGAAGGUCACAUUAGUCAACCUGGCCAUAAGCAUUGUCGGUGGGUUCAUCACUCCGCUGCUGUACCCCACAUAGCCGCAAAACUGGCCUGCAUCAAGUUCUGAGUUUGGUUUAACUGCUCCUUAGAAAUGUAAGGAAAAUGCUGACUCAUUAUCUGUGAUGUCACCUGUCAGGGUCCUGAAGGAACAGAUGAAGUCUAGGAUUACCACUCACUGCUCACUCUUUGUUAAUAGCUGUAGAGACUGAAGACUGUAUAAAAGGAACUCUGCAGUGCUAAGUGAGAGAGCUGUCAACACAAACAAACCACCAACCUAGCAGGCUGUGCUCAUUCACUGCUUGUACGAAUACCUACGAAAAGUAACGUACCAGAAUUCAUACAUAACCCAUGUAAUUGUAAAGGCUGCAAUUAUGGAGCAAUGAGCAACCAUGUUUUUUUUUCCCUAAAGCUAUCGUACAAACCUUUACAUAAUGUUACUUGCCUAAAUCUAACCUAUGCAGCUUAAAGUAAAGUACAUAACUUGACGAUGCCCAACCAUUAUUCUUUUCCAAGACCUAGCCUACGUAACUUUGGGUUAAGUAACUUACCUAAAUCUAACUUGCGUAACUUUAAGUAAAGUAAGGA